AUGACUUCUCAAUCUAAGUGUUUGGUAAUCAAUCCGGAUCCAACAUGUUUGGGAAAAGCUGUUAGCAUCUGCAAUUCUCUCAACAAAAAGAACGGGCCGUUUGAAGUGAUAGUUCUAUUGGGAGACAUUAUUUCAUCUGCUAAUGCGAAAAUCUCAGAGAUAGGGUCACCACUAGAGGACAUAUAUCAUAGCGAGGGAAAGUAUACGUAUAAUUCAGAUGAUGUUUCAGAGUUGAGGUUUCUAGGAAAGGUUGGCAUUACAGAAAUAGGGAGUCUUAAAAUUGGGUUUGUGACAGGAAGAUUAGAUGAAGUGACAGAAGAAGAUUUGAAGAUGAAAUUAAAUGAAAAUGUGGAUAUAUUGAUUAGUUAUCAGUGGCCCAAAUUGAUUUCCGACGAAGAAAGACUUAGUGCGGUUGGUAAUGCUAAACUUGAUGAUGUAUUAAAAGCGGUGAAACCAAGAUAUUGGUUUUGCGUAGGGUCAGGUGAAAGCAGAUUCUUUGAGAGGCUUCCAUUUAAAUGGGAAGAUGAAGGAAGUGGUGAAAGAGUUACAAGGUUCAUUAGUUUGGCUCAAUAUGGAUCGAAGGAGAAAUGGUACUAUGCAUUUAAUAUUAGAGAGAAUUGUCUAGAUGACGUGAAAUCUGUUUCGAAAAUGGGAGAAUUUCCCGUGCCGAUAAGUCAGAAAAGGAAUCAUAUGAAGGAGGAAGAUGAAGGAACGAAUAGUACGAAGAGGCCACGGAAAGCGAAAUCAGUCAUCACUGUUAGUCCAGGUGACUGUUUCUUCUGCCUUUCGAAUCCAAAAGUGGAGCUUCAUAUGAUCAUUAGCAUUGGAGAUUAUUCAUAUAUGACAGUGGCCAAGGGUCCACUUACGCUGAAAAAAUCAGAAUUGGGUUUUUCCGGCCACGGUUUAAUCGUUCCUAUCAACCAUUAUCCCACGCUGAAGAAAUACAGAGAUGCCGAGGAGCCUGGGGUCAACGUUCAAGAUACCAGAGUCUAUAAAGAAGUGGAACAGUUUAAAACCGCUGUUAUCAAGAUGUUUCAGUCGAUGGGAGACUAUUGCGUUGUCUUCUGGGAGAUUUCACGUUCUAAUGGAGUUCAUUUUCAUACUCAGUACGUUCCUAUUCUUUCUAAAUACGAAGCUGACUUUGAAAAAUGCAUUCAGAGCCAAAUCGAUUAUGCUACUCAUCGGUUCGGAGAAGAUUCUAAGCUUAGCUACAAUAAAUAUGACAUGAAGAGCCCUCAAAGUGAAGUGUUCAACUUGAUGAAUUCUGAUGACUAUAUGCUGAUGACUAUCGCAAAAGCUCCUGAACAGAUGACCCGGUACCUAUUCAGAAUAGGUGACGAAGAUGGAGACGAAUCUGAGCGACGCGUCGAUCUUCAGUUUCCUAGGAAAGUGGUAGCGUUCCUAUUGAACCUUGGAAGAAGAGUACGUUGGGAUAAAUGCAAAGAGUCGAUGCAGCAAGAAACGGAGCAGAGAGAUCUGUUUCAGAAACACUUCAAGCCAUUUGACUUUACCCUAGAAAAAUAA
This is a messenger RNA of Brettanomyces nanus, 1524 nucleotides long. RefSeq lists its product as uncharacterized. The record is from RefSeq and is a predicted model, not a curated record. Gene Ontology annotation, molecular function: RNA lariat debranching enzyme activator activity. Gene Ontology annotation, cellular component: post-mRNA release spliceosomal complex. Gene Ontology annotation, biological process: mRNA splicing, via spliceosome. The transcript is spliced from 2 exons. Lineage: Eukaryota; Fungi; Ascomycota; Pichiomycetes; Pichiales; Pichiaceae. Bases 1 to 1524 code for a protein of 507 amino acids.